This is a messenger RNA of Pelagomonas calceolata, 993 nucleotides long. Lineage: Eukaryota; Pelagophyceae; Pelagomonadales; Pelagomonadaceae. The record is from the annotation of a GenBank genome assembly.
AUGUGGGAUGAGGCAGCUGAAGACGGUAUCAUUCACUACUAUUUUCCUUUAAACGCUGUCUACUUAGGUCGGCUGUGCAUCAAAGUCAACAAGAAAUUUAUCAAAGGAUAUUUCCGGUUGGCUAUUGCAUUGCGUGCAUUGAACAAAUACAAAGAUGCUAUUGAUAACAUCAAGAUGGGACUUGCAGUAGACCCUGGUAAUGCUGACUUGAAAAAACAGGCGUCCGAGAUGGAGGAGUUAAUGCGCAAGGAUCGCGUGAUGGUCCUGAUCAGCAAGGCCAAGGAGCAGAUGCAAUCUGGACAUCUAAAAGACUGCCUUGCGACGUGCGAUCGUGCUCUUGCCCUCGAUGCCGGAAACAGUGAGAUAGUGAAAAUAAAGCGUAGCGUCGAACCUAAGUUUGAGGCUGCUGAAAAGCGCCGUGUCAUGUCAUUGCCCAAGCCAGCACGUGACAAAGAAGCAGGUGACAAGUGUUACAAACUAGCCGAUUUUGAAGGUGCUAUUGAAGCAUACACCAGAUGCAUCGAUGCUACUGCUGACAAGAGCUCAGAACUCUGUAUCAAGGCUUAUUCAAAUCGUUCUGCCUGUCACAAGCAGCUUUCCAACUUUGAUGGUACCAUAGCAGACUGUACUGCGGUCUUGGAUACAGACAUUAAUAAUGUGAAGUCGCUUGUCCGCCGCGCCCAGGCCUUUGAGGCAGUUGAGCGCUACAAAUCUGCUCUACAAGACGUAAAAUACGUCCUCAGUAUGCCCCAGUCUAGCGUAGGACAGGCAAACUGGUCUUAUGGCAUGCGGCGUCGAUUGAAGAAGGAAUUCCCAUGCAUGAUACGCUAUUUUCAGGUCCCUUUGCAAUAUGAUGAAAGAAAGGCUCACCAGAGUCGUUCAGCAACUCAAGGCUGGGCUUUGAGGUACACACAAAAGCACUUGCAUUCUAAGGACGUGAGCACUUGCAUUUGGCAAUCCAGCGUCGACAGAGCCCUAGCAGCGCACCGAUGA